Molecule: messenger RNA, 1944 nt
Organism: Diachasma alloeum
Lineage: Eukaryota; Metazoa; Arthropoda; Insecta; Hymenoptera; Braconidae
Gene: crc
Product: activating transcription factor of chaperone
Exons: 2
Coding region: 752-1687 (311 amino acids)
Biological process (GO): regulation of transcription by RNA polymerase II
Cellular component (GO): nucleus
Molecular function (GO): DNA-binding transcription activator activity, RNA polymerase II-specific; RNA polymerase II transcription regulatory region sequence-specific DNA binding
Source: RefSeq, a predicted model, not a curated record
GCGAAGUAGUACAAACUAAUUACUCACAUUCUUCGUCUUAACGCACGUUUUAUUGUUACUUGAGAAUUUGAAAAAUUGAGUUAAAAAUUUGUUUCAAUUCAAUUUCAUUGAAACAAUCGCAAUCAGCGAUAUCAAUGAAUCAGAGACUUGAUUAAUCAAUUGAAUAUAUUCAUUGAAGACCAAUUGAUUGUUGAAUCCAUCUAUUACAGAACAUUCUUAUCCAGACUAUCAAACCAUUGAGCAGUGUUUUUAAAACUUGUAGAACAAUUUCUGAUGCAUUUAAAUAUUAAUUUAAAUAAGUAGAAGAACUGAAGAUAAAAAUCCGUGAUACUGGCAUCAUUAAAGCAUCACCGUGACUUUAAACCAUCUCAAUGUUGGAGUGUGCUAAUGUUUUACAGUAGCAUGCAGUUCGCGUAUCGUUACACGUGGAAUCGAGAAAUCAUUGUGAAUUCCCAAAAAUUGGUGAAAAGACGCUGACUAAGACAUUUAAGAGUGGAUACGUACAACGGUUGAGUGGUGAAUUAUUAAAACGCCGCCGAAGUGACCUUGUACAACACAACCGAAGAUAACCACUGACAACGGCUAAAAUAUCCAGCGCAAGAAUCAUCGAUUGAUAAAUUUGUUUUUUUUUUUCAUUUCUUAUUCUGAAUUAAAUUUUUUUUCUUCAAUUCCACGGUAACGAGACUACGUUUUAUUGCAUUUUGUUAGAGUAGUUGAUAAAUCUAUUGAAUUCAUUGAGACACGAGGGAUAAUGGCGAUUUGUUAUGCUGAGCCCUUCUCCGACUGGUUGGAGGAAAAGGUCGAAUUCCUGUUCGAGGAGAUUCCGACACCAGAAUGCGGCCAAAAGCUGACCCCACCUUCCCCCCCCAAGCAGGAGACAACCCAAUCCCUGCUGCAGGAGUUCGAAACAGUCCUGGGGGAUGUAGAAGCCUGCCACCAGAUUUUCCCCACAAUGUCCCAUCUGACGCCCCCUCAGACACCCCCGCACGAGAUCCCUGAAAAAUCCAUGGGUUUUGAUAAUCAGCUACUCGUCGCUCUUCAACCAGUGAUGGUGGACUACCAGAUGAGCAAACCCCAGGUGAUCCCGAUCACACAAAUUCCUCAGAAUAUGGUUCCAGUAACUCCAUCCAUCAAGUCUGACUCCUACCUGGAACAGAUCUCUGGAGGAUGGAACGCUGAGAACGUCUCCCUGAUGCCUUUAUCCACUCAUGUAAGUGGGGAUGUGGCUAAUGAACUAGCAGAAAUGGACGAGUAUGUUCGGUCCUGCGCGGAGGAUAUGUCCCCAUCGACCCCGGCAAGCUCAUACACCAGUUCCAACAGUUACUUGUCGUCUGAAGACUCUAACGAUCCUGACUGGACGAUCCCAACCACCUCCUCAAGCACUUCGCAAGGUUCUGCCGGCAAUAAACAACGUGGACAACGGAUUCACUCGAAGAAUCGAAGCAAACCUUACUCGAGGCCAAAUAUUGAGGACAAAAAAGUCAGAAAGAAGGAGCAGAACAAGAAUGCUGCCACUAGGUAUCGUCAGAAGAAGAAGGCGGAGAUAAAGGAGAUCAUUGGGGAGGAGCAGGAGCUGGUUGAGUACAAUGAGAAGCUGCAGGAUCAAGUUAAAGAGCUAACCCGAGAGAUUGGAUAUCUCAAGGGGCUCAUGAGGGAUCUCUUCAAGGCCAAGGGAUUGAUGAAUUAAUGAGUCCUCAUGUCUGUUGAUGUUUCGUUGGUUUUAUAAUUUGAAAAAUCUUGGCAAAAUUGAUUUACAGGGAUUUUUUUUUUAUAAUGGAAAUUCUUCUAUGUCGCAUUGAUUCGAAAAUAGUUAUUAAUAGUUAAUUGGUGAUAACUCUGAAUCUGUCGACUUGAUCCUCCUAUUUUUUAUCGUAAAAAGGAGAAAGGAAAUCUAUUUCGAAAUAUCUCGAAAAUCUCGAAUAAGCGUAAGCGUAAGACCGAAAC